AUGUACGUCACCCGCCAAGUCUUCAUCUUACUCCCCCUCUUCCACUCCGCCGCAAUAGCAUUCCCCCAACAAACCGGCACGGUCACAGCAUACGCAACUCCAGCGAUAAUAACUCCAGCCGUAGCGCUCCGCUGCUCAGAUGGACAACUCGCCAUCUACACAACCGACUGCACGCUAGGAACACCAGUAUCCUACUGCUCGAGACCAGAGCCUCCAAUGAAAUGCCCACAGGGUUUCUUCUCGUCAGUCUGGCAUCCAGACCACUGCAUGGAACAACCAACCUGUUUCCCGCUUAAUGCAGCGUGGAUCACGACUGAGUGUUCGAAUGGUGCGCUUGCUUAUGCUACGUCAACUCUAUACGAGGGUACGCUUGCUGGAGGACAGUCGACUAUCAUAAGUGGUGCGUAUCUUCUUUUUCUCGGAUCUUCAUCUCUUUACAAUUAUUCGCCUCGCCAGGUAAAAGGCCAAAGAAAUGAAACCUCUAACUGGUUUCUCAUGACCAAAGCUGUCUCCUGCUCCUGCGCCGAAGAUCAAUGGUACAGCAUGACCCUCCUCGAAGGCUCAACUACCUACGAUACCUUCUGCAUGCCAUCCAGCUACUGUCCACUAGGCAUGACGACCUCGGUCUCGUUUAAUGAUUACUGUGUCACUGCGCCUGCGAGUGCGUGUUCUGGUAUUCCUAUGGAGACUAAUUUCUGUAAAUGUUCUUAUGCGGGGCAGACGCCUGUUUAUCCUGAGUAUCCGGGUGCUGUUCCUACUAGGUGUGAAUUUUGA
Messenger RNA from Penicillium arizonense, 774 nucleotides. RefSeq lists its product as uncharacterized. The record is from RefSeq and is a predicted model, not a curated record. The transcript has a single exon. Lineage: Eukaryota; Fungi; Ascomycota; Eurotiomycetes; Eurotiales; Aspergillaceae. The coding region runs from base 1 to 774 and encodes 257 amino acids.